UAUAAAUUCUGAAAUGGCUUUUAAAGGGAUAAAGGAAACUUUUACUUUCUUUUCGUGAUACCACCAGGCUGAUUUGAGUCAGGAAACAGUCGAGUCAUCCACCUUUCAACGGUCUGAGAAUGAUAAAGAAGUAGAAGUAAAGCAAUCGAAGGAGGACCGAAGUCAGAAAUUAGCUGAUAAGCAUCCGAUUUUGUAUAGUAAUUUUGGGACUCCUAGAACAGAGAUACCCAUCCAGAAUGCUUGAUGUAACCCUUCUAGUGGUGUAUCGGUCAGACAUGAGGAAUUCAUUUGCAUAAAAUAACGGAAGAGAGUUGAUGAGCUCACGGUUGGAGACUCUAGUUGACUCUCCUUUAUCAAGUCCAAGGUAUUCACCAUGAAAAACUAAUUCUAUUGAGAACGGAGAAUCCGACUCUGGCUCUGAGAAAGAAGGUACUGGGUCCCAAGAAAGCUCUAUUGAUCAAAACUAACAAUCUUGCUUUUGAAAACCCUAGUUUUGAAGCUUUACAGGAGGA
Messenger RNA from Moneuplotes crassus, 512 nucleotides. The record is from the annotation of a GenBank genome assembly. NCBI's taxonomy places the organism in Eukaryota, Ciliophora, Spirotrichea, Euplotida, Euplotidae.